UUAUUUUCCCCCCUCUUCUCUCUGUUUCUCUCUUUCCCCCCCCCCUUUUUCACCCCUUUCCCCGUUAUCUCUCCCCUUAUCACCACCUCCUCUCCUCUCCCACUCGAGACCAGAUUGGACUUUAAUUCGGAGAGAUAAAGGCAGUCAGCUGAUCGCGUUAUCAAGGUGGAUUAAAGAGUAUUUCUGCUGCUCGUGUGAUGCCAUGCAGUGCAGGAGAGAUCGCUAGGUCAGAGAGCAGAUUCACAGCAGCCCAGGCGAUGAACCUCAUAGACAGGCUGCAGGACCCCCAGCUGGUGGCAGACUUCCAGCACCUCUUUGGCGUGCGCAGGAAAACCAGAGAGAGGGACGUGAAAGGGGGUGCUGCGGAAAGGCAAGAGGCAGCCGGAACCAGCAGUGAGAACCUCCUCAGCCGCUACCUGGGGGAGCAGAAACACCAGAAUGGGGUGGCAUCUCGGCGCAGUUGCCAGCGCCUCGCUGCUCCCGAUGCCGACCACAAGACACACUUCCGCCAGGGCUCGACUGCAAGCAUUGCAAGCGACUGCAGCACAGGAAGUGGCCGGUCGUUGAUGGAGAGGCUGCUCGGGGAGAACACGGGAGGGACGGAGGGCAGCAUGGGGGAAGAGGAGGAAGGGGGAGACAACGGCCAGACGCAGGCAGAGGGACAGGAUUUCGAGAUCAACAACAGGUUUUGGUACCACCUGUUCUCGCUGGCCACGGCCCUCGGGGGUGAGCUCUUCUACUCCGUCUUCUUCUGCUUCUGGGCCUGGAAUGUGGACGGGGCGGUGCUGCGCAGGGUCAUUGUCAUAUGGAUGAUCACCAUGUAUAUCGGACAAGCACUCAAGGACAUCCUGAAGGUCCCCCGGCCAGCGUGCCCCCCUGUGGUGAGGCUGGACCCUAAGUGGGCCCUGGAGUACGGCCUCCCAUCCACACACGCCAUGGUGGGUGCAGCCAUGCCCUUUUCCAUCCUCAUCCUCACUCUCAACCGGUACCAGGUGAGUAGUGGUUAUGUAUAUAGUACGACCUGGUGCCUCCUCGUGUGCCUCUCCAGGCUGUAUCUCGGCAUGCACAGUGUGUUGGAUAUUGUGUGUGGCCUUGUCCUGGUAACUGGCCUACUGGUGCUGAUCCUCCCGUGGGUGGACGUCCUGGACCACCUGGCCCUCACGCACCCCGCCUCCCCCCUCCUCACGAUCACUCUGACUAUUGCGAUGGUGGUCUGCUACCCGGCCACUGACAGAUGGACGCCUGCACGCGGAGACACAACCGUCAUCGUGGGAGUCGGCUGCGGUUCCUUGCUCGGCUCGUGGCUCAACUACCAAGUGGGUGUGACGCGCGAGCCCACCCUGGCUCCUCCCUACACCGUCAUCUGGCCGACCCUCAACAUGGCCGGCCUCUCCCUCUUGCGCACCAUCCUGGGCCUUGUGGUCAUCGUGGCGGUCAAGGCGAUAUUCAAGGCCCUCUCCUUCGCCACUAUCUGCGCACUGCUUCAGGUCAAAGCAGAAGACUACGUCAACAAAUCAGGCAGCCUGACCAGCCGCCACCGCCUCAUUGUCGAGCUUUUCUACAAGUUCAUCACAUACAUUGCUAUUGGAUUCACCAUUGUGUACACAGGCCCCCUAGCGUUCAGGCUCAUUGGCAUUGAGAGGCCGACCUUCUACACUGAAGUCUGAAUGGACUGGUUUUUUUUUUUUUUUCUACUUUUUGUUCGUCUUCAUCUUAUUUUAUACUUUUAUUCUUAUCAUUAU
Penaeus chinensis is the source of this 1742-nucleotide messenger RNA. Its product is annotated as sphingosine-1-phosphate phosphatase 2-like. The transcript is spliced from 9 exons. Gene Ontology annotation, biological process: sphingosine metabolic process; phospholipid dephosphorylation. The record is from RefSeq and is a predicted model, not a curated record. NCBI's taxonomy places the organism in Eukaryota, Metazoa, Arthropoda, Malacostraca, Decapoda, Penaeidae. Gene Ontology annotation, molecular function: sphingosine-1-phosphate phosphatase activity. Gene Ontology annotation, cellular component: endoplasmic reticulum membrane. The coding region runs from base 198 to 1667 and encodes 489 amino acids.